Trametes versicolor FP-101664 SS1 is the source of this 822-nucleotide messenger RNA. RefSeq lists its product as uncharacterized. The annotation marks the transcript as partial. The record is from RefSeq and is a predicted model, not a curated record. NCBI's taxonomy places the organism in Eukaryota, Fungi, Basidiomycota, Agaricomycetes, Polyporales, Polyporaceae. The transcript is spliced from 2 exons.
GUCUACAGCCAGAAACUGUACUCGGCUGGAUACGGUUAUCCUCUCUGGGACGGCAAUCCUCAGGACGGGAACCGCCAACUCGAGCUAGGGGUGGUCGGGCACCUCAAAUACGGCAGAUUCUGGGAAUUAUUUAACACGAUGAAGCCUGAUGAUCCUGAACACCAGAAGAACGGCGUUCCUCCAGAAUUCAAGGUGUUUGAACUACCGGACACCUUCAUAACCAAGCCGUUUGAGCGACUCAGGGCUGAAGUCAUCUCCUCUGAAAGCGUCGCUCAAAUCCGUAUGGAAGCCAGCGCCAGCGCCGGGGUGCCGGGCCUCGAAGAUCUGGGUUCCGCGGGUGUGGGCUACAAGUUUGUCACAAAAAGUAAAACAGGUGCAUUCCUCCUGCUCGACACGCCCGGUAUCGCCAUCUAUAUCUCGAACAAGAAUCGCGUAUCAGCGUACCUACGCGAGCACUUUGAACACUGGUUCGACUUCGCAAACCACACUCGAGGGCUGGAUCUGAAGCCCAGCGAAAUCUUCUUCGUGAGCGGCACGACGAAGACGACGCGCUGGGCGUGCAGCGCGUUCGAAGGGAGCAGCCGCCAGAAGACGGGGUUCCUGAACGCCCAGGUGCUCAGCAUCGGCAGCGUCGACAUGUCGAUGUCGAUCAGCGCGGAAGAUGCGGUGCGGAAGGAGUCCAACUACGGUCCUUCAAGCAUGGGUCCUCCUGUGCGCGCAGCCAACUUUCCGGCGCACGAGCUUGAUAGGAAAGGGACGGCGGCGGCCGACCUCCCGUAUAACCAGUGCAUUUUCUUCCACUACUACAAGGUCAGGAGACGG